GGUCUCUGACACUUAAGUUGUACAAUGCUAGCAUCCGACAAAUAUCGGGAUAUCGGUAAAUUGAUUAAUAAACUUCGAGCACUAGGGUUUACUCUCUCAGAUUUGUUAUAUUCUAGAUUCUGUGAUGGAGACGCCGUCGUAUACUCUACAAUAUAUGAUCAUAUACUUUUUUCGUAUGACACAGAAGUGAAGGAGGUUAUUCAGAAUUUCCUCUCCUCUAAAGGAAUACAUCGCGGUCACGCACAAAUUAAUUUAAAAACCGUUUAUCGCAUCCUCCGAGAUGUCUUUGACUACAAACCGGUCAUAACUGUAGAGCACUUCAACUCGACGAAAUUCGCACGUCACAAGGUCAACAUGUGCCUAGAUGUAAUAAAACUUAUUCAAGAACUUCAGAAGGAUAUUGAUAAAAUGAAAACUCAGAAGAUGAAACACAUUAGGAAAAAUAACUCUAUACUUUGUUCUUCACAUUUGACAGCUUGCUCAGAGCCCCGUAGUUAACUGGGCUAGCAGAUCCGCUUCAGACCUUAACAAGUAAACAUGACAGCAGAAAACCAUUUCCUAGUCUUUCAGAAUAUGUGUCCCAAGUAAAUGAUGUGAUUCGGAGCAUAAAAUAGGAAAAGUUAAUUAUAUAAAUUAAUGUACAUAGUGUAUCUACAAUAAAA
This is a messenger RNA of Schistocerca gregaria, 662 nucleotides long. Its product is annotated as centrosomal protein of 44 kDa-like. NCBI's taxonomy places the organism in Eukaryota, Metazoa, Arthropoda, Insecta, Orthoptera, Acrididae. The coding region runs from base 25 to 498 and encodes 157 amino acids. The record is from RefSeq and is a predicted model, not a curated record. The transcript is spliced from 4 exons.